AUGAGCCUAGUUUCUUCGAUCACUAGCAAAGCAGCAUCAAGUGCUGUAUCUGCGGCUUUGGCUGCUAAUUCUACGGGAAGUACAAUGCGUGGUAGUUUCUACCUACCAUCAUUCGAUCCUGAUGUACGCUCUCAUGACAUCCGUGAUUGGUGUGCAAAUGUUGACGAGACGAUUGCGGCUUUCCAUAUACCACCGCAAGAAGCAAGGAUGAAGGCUAUCCUUCAACUAAAAGGUAGGGCCAAGAUUUGGGCAGACACGUGGUCGCUUCAAUCAACCACGUGGCAGCAAGUCAAAGAAGACCUCAUUCGAACUUUCGGCAAGGAGUUUCGAUAUGCUGACGACGUACAAAAAUGGCGCGGCUACACCUCCGAGCAAGCUGACAAUUACGCGGAAUACGCUACGACAGGCUGGACGCUGUUCAAACGUGUAAGACCAGAAGCUACGGACCCUGAGGUUAUCGAUGCCUUGAUAACAGGUAUUUAUCCCGAAUUUAUUAGAUCAGAGUUGCUAAGAAAUACGCCUGAUUCCUUACCUAAGCUAGUUUCUGUAUUAAAGACAUAUCGUAAGAGAAAGGCUGAGCGUUCUGAUGACACUAAUUGUAAGCUACACAAGCGGAUGGCUAGGCCAGUUAGCAAGCCAUCUGGUAAUUGUUUUAAUUGUAACAAGCCGGGUCAUUUUUCUCGUGAAUGUAAAGAGAGACGUCCUCUUGUUCCACCUGCGAAGACCUCAACUUCUACUACACUGCUACCUGCUAAUACGAUUAGAUCUAUAGAAUGUAAUUAUUGCCAUAGAAAGGGACAUAGUGAAAAUAAUUGUUUCCGUAAACAAAAUGAUGAGCGUUUGGGGCUAACUAACAACCAAACAAUUAACUUCUGUACCCCAAGAGAUCGUAGCGUAACCAAUAUUACUAUAGGUAAUAAAGUUUACUAUUGCUUACUUGAUACGGGUGCCGAUUGUUCUCUAAUUAGGAAUAAAAUCGCUGGCUCAAUUCCUGAAAAGCGAAAAAUCGUAAACGUAGCCUUUAUGGGUAUAGGUGGUUCUCCAGUAGUUUCGACGCAAAGUAUCACGACCAAAGUCGAAUUUGGUGACGUGUGUAUUGAGGUAGAAUUCUAUGUUGUUGGGAUACUCAAACUCAGUUCGACAUUUUAA
This is a messenger RNA of Arctia plantaginis, 1149 nucleotides long. NCBI's taxonomy places the organism in Eukaryota, Metazoa, Arthropoda, Insecta, Lepidoptera, Erebidae. The record is from the annotation of a GenBank genome assembly.